Messenger RNA from Cladophialophora psammophila CBS 110553, 1272 nucleotides. RefSeq names its product beta-lactamase. The coding region runs from base 1 to 1272 and encodes 423 amino acids. The record is from RefSeq and is a predicted model, not a curated record. The transcript is spliced from 6 exons. Lineage: Eukaryota; Fungi; Ascomycota; Eurotiomycetes; Chaetothyriales; Herpotrichiellaceae.
AUGGCUGACCUUGACGAGAUUCUCCGAAGAUACACCGAUCCUUCAACAGGUUCCGUGCAUGGCGCGACCUUCAUCGCUGUUGACAGCGCAGGAAAUGAUCUUUACCGCAAUUCCUUCGGGAGUCGGACUGUCGACAGAUCUGAUCCGUUGACACCGGACACUCUGACAUGGAUCGCCAGCCAGAGCAAGCUUGCGACUUCGGUAGCGGCGAUGCAGGUAGUCGAGAAGGGCCUCAUUGGCCUGGACGACGAUGUGCGCGAUGUCCUGCCGGUGUUGAAGGAUUUGAAAGUUCUUGUUGGCUUUGAAGUGGAUUUGGACAAGAUGAAGCCUAGCGGAAAGCCUAUCUUGGAGGACGUAAAGGGGAAGAUUACCUUACGACAGCUCAUGUCCCAUACGUCAGGAUUUUGCUAUGACUUGGGCAGUCCGUUGCUUCUGAAGUGGUCCGCUGCGACCGGGCGUACAGACAACAUGUUCAGUGGGAAGAUUGAAGGCUCAUUACAUCCACUGCUCUUUCAGCCGGGUGAAUCAUGGAUGUACAGUCCAGGACUCGACUGGGCCGGACAAGUGGUCGAGGCUCUCACCAAGCAAAAUCUCGACAGGUAUAUGCAAGAAAACAUCUGGGGGCCUCUCGGGGCCAAGUCUACGACCUUCUACCCGACAAAACACUUCCACCCGGAGCCCAUGCCGCAACUGCACGAGACAGGCCAACGCACCAAUUCGGCAGAAUCCCCAAAGGCACUCGACUCGGAGUCCGCCACGUCGCCCUGGCCCAUCUCCCCGCGCGACGCGAUCGGCGGCGCUGGUCUCUACGGCACCGCGAACGACUACAUCAAACUGCUGUCCUGUCUCCUCCAGGGCGGCGGGUCCUUACUGAAAAAGGAGAGCGUGGACGAGAUGUUCCGCCCGCAGAUUGGCAAGGGGAGCACCGAAGCAUUUCACGCCUCCAUCGUAGCAGGCGGCAGAGACCGCUUGUGGAGGCCGUCCUCUGCUGCCACUGCCGCUGCCACCGUAGCGGCGGCGGAGGAGCAAGGGUCUGUGCCCGGCGGCCACUGCCUGGCCGGCGCCGUCAAUCUUGAGGACGUCCCUGGCCGGAGACGCGGGGGCACCGUCAACUGGGGCGGCCUGCCGAACUUGCUCUGGUGGGUUGACAGGGAGGGAGGUGUGGCGGGCACGCUGUUCAAUCAGAUCAUUCCGGCUGGUGACCCGUUGUGCAUGGACCUGCUCGUCGAGUUGGAGGAGGCGCUCUAUCGACUGAAAGAGCAGAAGGCUUAG